This is a messenger RNA of Penicillium odoratum, 1461 nucleotides long. RefSeq names its product putative homogentisate 1,2-dioxygenase. The coding region runs from base 1 to 1461 and encodes 486 amino acids. The transcript is spliced from 6 exons. Gene Ontology annotation, biological process: L-phenylalanine catabolic process. Gene Ontology annotation, cellular component: cytoplasm. NCBI's taxonomy places the organism in Eukaryota, Fungi, Ascomycota, Eurotiomycetes, Eurotiales, Aspergillaceae. The record is from RefSeq and is a predicted model, not a curated record. Gene Ontology annotation, molecular function: homogentisate 1,2-dioxygenase activity.
AUGCAUACCACAAACGGCAACGGCAUAUCGGAUCCCCAGGAUUAUCAAAAGAUAUUCCAUUGGGCCGAGACACAGAAGGAUGGAAGUAUCCCUUCGUUCCGCACAAGGCACAAUGACCCUUAUCAGUAUCAAGCCGGAUUCGGCAACUCAUUUGAAUCUGAGGCUGUUCCUGGCACUAUUCCACAUGGCCAGAACAACCCACGCAACGUGCGAUUUGGUUUGUACGCUGAGCAGCUCACCGCCACUGCCUUUGUGGCUCCACGACACGCCAACAAGAAGGCAUGGUUGUACCGUGCACGCCCGGCCGUUGCGCACCAGGGUUUUACCGAAAUGCCAGACAAUGAAGACACCGAGUCCAACUUCCUUCCACUGAACCCUCGCAUUCAUGUCUCCCCCACACAGCUGGCAUGGCACCCAUUUGAGAUCCCGGAGACUGGUGAGGUCGACUUUAUCUCCGGUCUCAAGACAAUUGCCGGCUCCGGAGACCCUACUCUUCGUGAAGGUAUCGCGACCCACGUCUACGUUGCAAACACGAGCAUGACCAAGAAGGCAUUUGUCAACUCCGACGGCGAGUUCCUGAUCGUCCCCCAGCAGGGUGCCCUGGAUAUCCAGACCGAGUUCGGUAAACUUUAUGUCCAGCCUGGUGAGCUAGUCGUUAUCCAGCGUGGUCUUCGCUUCCGUGUCGAGCUGCCCGACGGCCCGUCUCGUGGAUACAUUCUUGAGGUCUGGGGAACCUGCUUCGAGCUUCCGGAGCUGGGUCCUCUGGGUGCUAAUGGCCUGGCCAAUGCACGGGACUUCUUGAGCCCUGUUGCCCAUUAUGAGAUUACACAGGAACCCUGGGAGAUUGUUUAUAAGCUAGGUGGAAAGUUCUUCAAGAGUACCCAGAACCACAACCCAUUCGAUGUGGUUGCCUGGCAUGGAAACUACGUUCCGUAUAAAUAUGACCUGACCAAAUUCGUCAAUGUCGGAUCUAUUUCUGUAGACCACAUUGACCCGUCCAUCUUCUGCGUCCUCACAGCCAAGUCACGCGAUCUGAACGCUCCAUUGGCCGAUUUCCUCACCUUCUCCCCAAGAUGGGAUGUUGCUUCCCACACCUAUCGACCACCAUACUAUCACCGCAAUGUCGCAUCAGAACUAAUGGGUCUGAUCUACGGCGGCUACGGCGGCCGAUCCGACGAAUUCAAGCCGGGCAGCGUAUCUUUCGAAUGCGGGAUGGUACCCCACGGUGUUGCCUACGAAGAAUUCAAGGCUGCUAGUGAUAGUGUGCCGCCGGAGAUGCGGAUCUCCGAGGCUUCAAUUGCCUUUAUGUUCGAGUCAAGUCGGCCUUUUACUAUUACUGAUUAUGCUUGGAACAGUGAUAAGAAGCACGAGCAUGAGCCUAAGAUGUGGGAUAACUUGGUUGAUAACUUCUCCAAGCAUGCUAAGGAGGUUGAGGCUAUUUUGGCGAAGGUGAAAAACUAG